AACACCGGCGAUUCUUCAGAUUCUCACUCGAUCAAAAUUCACGCAUUUCAACCCUAAUUUGCUUUCCAUUCUCAAAUCCUACACCCCCGAUCGAUCCGUGUAAUUUCUCACCGAAAUCCCUAGAUAUGUAUUUCCCCCAAUUCUGAAUGGAAACCCUAACCCUAGCCCCAAUCUGUACACUCCGAUCUUCCAAACCUGCCUUUCUGCAAAUCCAUUUCACUCUCUUCUUUUCCGGAGGCUGAUCAAUCAAAUGCCCUAAAUCCUCUUUCCUUUGAUCAUCUACAGUGUUUGUAUUUGUGAGCUCUCUUUAUAUAUUUUCCCCCCUUUCCGCGUAUAUUAUUUUUCAAUUGGGUUAUAUAAGUUUCGGGGAAAAUAUUUACUGAAGAUAGUAAAGUGAUAGUGAACCUGUAUUUUAGCAGUAUAUAAGUAUAUAUAGUAUAUACAGACAUAUACUUCUGGAUUGUAAUUUUUUUUUAAUAGAGGGAGAGUGCGUGUGUGAGUGUGGUGGGAAAAGAUGGGAAGCUCGGAAACGGAACAAGGAAUGGUUGAUUGUGGAGUUGGGAGUAUUGUUUGGGUCCGGAGGCGAAAUGGGUCAUGGUGGCCGGGUAAAAUUCUGGGGCCUGAUGAGCUUUCUGCUUCUCAUGUGAUGUCUCCGCGAUCAGGAACUCCAGUCAAGCUUCUUGGGAGGGAAGAUGCCAGUGUGGAUUGGUAUAAUUUGGAGAAGUCAAAGCGUGUGAAGGCGUUUAGAUGUGGUGAGUUUGAUGAUUGUAUUGAGCGGGCUGAAGCUUCUCUAGGUAUGCCUCCAAAGAAAAGGGAGAAAUAUGCACGUCGUGAAGAUGCCAUACUUCAUGCUCUUGAGCUUGAGAGGGAACUAGUUGGUAAAAAAUAUGGGAAAAUAAGUUAUUCAUCGAACAAUAAGAUUGAUAAAUCAUCUGAUAACACUGUGACAAGAGAGGCAGUGGCAUCAUCAAAACAGUCUGAAAAUCAAAAUGGAGAGGAGUUUCACCUGAAAUCCCAACAAGCUUUUGAGAGAGAUGGUCUCUCCCUCAAGGAUGAUAGUAGAGUUGGCAUUUUGUGUGUAGAUAGAACCCAAAAGGGGACCCAGCUAAGCAGGGACAAUGAUAAUUCCAGUGUACCUUCUAGGAUGAGAGAUUUGCAGGAUUUUGGUCUUAGCUCAGCCCCUGCAGAGGAUGGGCUUCCUGUUUCUACAAGUGGUGCCUCCAAACCUCUCCCAGAUAGCAAUAUUCUUCUUGGUGGGAGUCCUAAAGCAGAAGUCAAUGUAGAUAGAGAGAGUUUGUUAGCUGAGGAAACUCCUGCCAAGAGGCAUGAUAAGCGCCGUCCCCUUGUUCAAGUAUUGCAGACUAGUGAAAAGUUCCCAGUUUCUUACCUUCAACAAGAUGAGAGUUCUGAUUUUAUGUCUGUUUUAGGAGAUGAGCCGCUGGGAGGAGGCCAUGCAAAAAAAGCAAGGUAUACUUACUUGUCAACUGAAUCUGGAGAUCAUUUUAGUGGUAAGAUUGAUCUCCCCUCUCAGAUUGAGAUAUCAACUCCAAAGUUGGAAGGAAAUGCUGGUCCUCAGCCUGCUGGUUCAUGUGAAGCAAACCCUUCUGUAUCUACAGAAUAUACUGAAACUGAUUCUCCUGAGAGUGACUCUCAAGAAUCAGAUACUGAUGAUAAUAUGGCUACACUUUCAGAAGGUGCUGCAUCUAUAGAAUUACAACCUAAAUAUUUGGGAAGAUCUGAAGCACCAGCUGAGCAUGGAAGCACAAGUAGUGAAGAGCUUGAUGACUUGUCAGGAGCUGAUUCACAUCCUUUUCUUAAUGACACUGUCUCUGCUGGUGUUGGGGUCUCAAAAUGGCAACUUAAAGGGAAAAGGAAUAAUCGGAAUCUUGUUAAGAGGUCUCUGGAUGCAUUUGAGGCAAAUCAUUUUAGAACAGCCAGUUACAUGAUUGUCCCUCCAGAUAAGGGUAGUGGUGGUAGUGAAGCUACUCCAUUCAUAAAAUCAACGGUACCAAUGGCUGGCUAUGGGUCUAGAGUUGUAGGCAAUGCCAGCCGGAGUAUUGUCAGGGGGGACUUGCCUACAAUUGACCGGCAUGUAACUAAAGGAUACUGGGGUGACUCUGGUGAGAACCUUGAUACUAUGUGUAAUUAUCAUCAUCUUGGUGGCCAGACAAUGUUAGUAGAUGUGGAGUUGAAAGUCCAAGCAAGCUACCAUAGGCAGCGAGUGCCUAUGAUUUCAUUAAUGAGUAAGAUAAAUGGACAGGCAAUAGUAGGGCAUCCCAUCCAAAUUGAAGCUCUAGAAGAUGGUGCCUCACAAAACCUCUUGGGUGCACUUGAUGUUUUUCCAGAAACAUUGAGUAAUGACACCUCCCUCCAACCUGUGUGGAGGACUGCUCGAAGGACAGCUGGUGUUCGAGUUCCACGACCAAAUAUAUCAUCAGGAUUGGAUGGAACUGAAAGUAGCAAGCAUCCCCUAGCUGCUGAGGGAGACCGAAAUGUUCGCAGAGCCAGUUCAGAUGGUUUUGGUCAAAAGCCAAGCACGAUGAGGAAGAACACUUCCCGCCCUCCAGUGGUGAAGACUUUCUCUAGAAAGACACCAAAGAGAAUCAGUUUGUCUUCUAAUCAGAAGAUAAGAACUCUUUCAUCAAUUUCAUCACAACAGAAGCAGAGCGGUGAUCUGAAACGUAGCUCCAACAUAUUUCAAGUGGAUGGGAUAAUGAAACAAGAUACUGUGCCCACAGUCAUAGCUUGCAUCCCAGUGAAGCUAGUAUUCAGUAGGUUAAACGAGGAGUUGGUGGGUCGGCCAAAAUAAGAGGACCAUUGGUGCUGAAACAAGGCAAUAAGAUAUAAUAAUCAGUAAAUUGUAACUUGUAAUCAAUGAGCAAUAAUCUUUAUAACUGAUAAUGCACCACCCAUCUAUUGCUAGGGUCUUUUUUUAAUCCAGGCAGUGUGGUCCAGAAUCUGUGUUAUCCCUUGUGAACAGCAUGAAAGAUGGCAGGUUGCUAGGUCUGAAGAACAUAUACAGAAUCUUUGCAUGGGAAUCUCACUUGUACAUUGGUUUAUAGUUUCGAUGUUGUGUUAGCACCCAAAAAAAAAGCAUUUAUGCACAAAAGAGAUAGUGUUUAAAGAAAUAGGAUAUGAUAUGGAUGUAAAUUGUAUUUCAGAUCAAUCCAUUUUGUAGACAGCUGUUUCUUGACCUUCAUCUCAAGGCAAUAUUGUAUCACUCUUUCUGCUGAAGACUGUUUUACCUAAA
Molecule: messenger RNA, 3250 nt
Organism: Ipomoea triloba (trilobed morning glory)
Lineage: Eukaryota; Viridiplantae; Streptophyta; Magnoliopsida; Solanales; Convolvulaceae
Exons: 3
Coding region: 515-2809 (764 amino acids)
Source: RefSeq, a predicted model, not a curated record